Messenger RNA from Hippocampus comes (tiger tail seahorse), 3024 nucleotides. It is a transcript of the gene rhoab, whose product is annotated as ras homolog gene family, member Ab. The record is from RefSeq and is a predicted model, not a curated record. The coding region runs from base 131 to 751 and encodes 206 amino acids. Gene Ontology annotation, biological process: small GTPase-mediated signal transduction. The transcript is spliced from 6 exons. Gene Ontology annotation, molecular function: GTP binding; GTPase activity. NCBI's taxonomy places the organism in Eukaryota, Metazoa, Chordata, Actinopteri, Syngnathiformes, Syngnathidae.
AGUCUAGUGUGGGAGCAACGCCGAGCGACUCUUUUCCGUUGAGCACCACUGUCUGGUCUUACCAGUCCGUACGCACCGCAGUGGGUUGCGAGCCAGUAGUUCCUGUACCCGAAAUACCGAGAUUCCUUGCAUGCGCAGAACACAAAGAAAUGUCCCUUUUAACAGAGGGAUGGCAGCCAUCCGUAAGAAGCUGGUGAUCGUUGGCGAUGGAGCUUGUGGGAAGACCUGCCUUCUGAUUGUCUUUAGCAAAGACCAGUUCCCCGAGGUCUAUGUCCCCACUGUGUUUGAGAAUUAUGUCGCCGACAUAGAAGUGGAUUGCAAACAGGUGGAGUUGGCUCUGUGGGACACGGCCGGUCAAGAGGACUACGAUAGGCUCAGACCACUCUCUUAUCCAGACACUGACGUCAUUCUCAUGUGCUUUUCCAUCGACAGCCCAGACAGCUUGGAAAACAUUCCGGAGAAGUGGACACCAGAGGUAAAACACUUCUGUCCCAAUGUUCCCAUCAUCCUGGUCGGAAACAAGAAAGACCUGCGCAAUGAUGAGCACACGCGUCGGGAGCUGGCUAAAAUGAAGCAGGAGCCUGUGAAGUCUGAGGAGGGCAGGGAAAUGGCUGGCCGGAUCGCGGCGUUUGGCUACAUGGAAUGCUCCGCAAAGACCAAGGAUGGCGUGCGGGAGGUGUUUGAGAUGGCCACAAGGGCGGCGCUGCAGGCUCGCCGCAGAAAGAAUAGGAAUAAGUGUGUACUGCUGUAACGUGGCAGUUGUUGUGGGACUGUUUGCACCUGGCCUGUUGUACCUGUGGCCAGGGCGGGGGAGGGAUGGAAAAAUUAGGGGGUGUAGGAGGAAGGGCAGGAAAAGACUGCAGUUAAUGGACUACCGCUAUAAAAUGGCUGUUUGUCGGACUGAAUUUACCCUGGGACUUUUUUUUUUGGGAAGCUUUGAUGGAGAGGGAUUGGAUGUGGGCAAAUAUCGACUGUUGUAAACCAUUGGACUCUUAAUUUGGUGGGAGCUUGACACCACCCAAAGACCGAUACAGCUCCCCCCCAACCAACACAGAAGUUCAUUAAGAGAUCCUGGCCCUUGCAUCAAAGGUAUCCAUCCGUGAUGAUUUGUGGCGGGACAUUCCGCUGACUGUUAUGUUUGGAUGGCAAUAUGAAUUUCCUCCCUGGAUGACUUGAUGGGUCAGGCAGGGCACGGCAAGUACAGUUAAUGGCUGCCAUUUGGGAUAGGUAACCCCAAUCGUGCAGUUGCAGGUGAGUGAAUUUGCCCUGUAAUGAGGCUGUACACACAAAGAUCAGAUUCUCACUUGGGUCAUUUCGAUGUGCCUACAGUUCAAUUGCAACAAGACAACACGAAUACUCGUGUCUAGAAACAGUUUGAUCCUGUGUGCACCCUACGCGACCCCCUUCCACUUCAGAUGUGAGGGUCUUAUGUGUGUGCUCACAUGUGCAGCCUUAAAUGAGUGAGGUCUAUCUGAGGUUAAUCUUGUGCUUACAGACUCCCAGCCAGUACAUGCACUCAGCUCUCACCUCACUGGCACUGCUCUAUUAUUAUACCACACUGUACUGUAAUUGACACACCGUUGCCCCCUGUUGUUACCAUUUAAACUACUUGUAAAAUGAUUCUGGCAAUGAUUACUUUAACGAGCAUGCUCCCACCACCAAUAAUAUCAUGGAUUCUAAAAAUGACAACAAAAAUUUGUGGUCCAGGAGAAGGAUUUUCAAGCCAGCCAAACUCUUCUCAUCCCCUCCCCCACACAUUACUCCCCCAUACUUGCGACUGCUGGUGCUGAUCUUCUCCUGGUUGUAGACCAGGACAGAGAACGAGGAGAGGAAGUAUUUUGUUUACAUGCAACGCCACCACUAAUCUCUGGAUCCGGGAGGAACACUAUUUUAUUUGGGAGGCCAGAAGUGUACACUUAAACAGAAUCUGAAGCCCAUUUUACAUAGCAUGUUGAGUCCGGGAUUCUGACUUCAGAGGUUAGAACCGAGCCGUGACCACGCUAACCUUUAGCAGUCCACACUCGCAUUUCCUGUCAUGUUGUGUGGAAGUAAUUGCGACUGUGAAGUAUUUGUCAUUCGUCAGACCAGACGUAAUUACGAAUCAAAUGUCCAACUGCAGUGGUCAGUAUUGCUGUUAGCACACACACACACACACACAGUUGUGUGGCAAUAUGAGUUUGAAGCUGCACCUUCUGUUAUAGCUCAGAUGCGGCCGUUUUGUAGGUUCUCAGUGAAAAAGAGGCUUAAGCGGGUCCCUGGGAUCAGCCGCAAGCACAUUUAACAAUUGAAUAUGCCUUAUUAUUCAAGUGUCGUUACCUGCCGACCCACAAAACUGCAUGACAGCCUUUUUUGGGGAAACAACAAACGGUGUUCUUCAGCACUAUCUAGACAAAUUUGAAUUCACAACCUGGUUAAUUGCUUGCUGUUAGUGGUAUUUGGUUAAAAAUUAUGAUGGUGGCCUGUCAGUUUUUGGCUCAAAUAAAAGAACCCCUCUAGUUCCUCUUUCUGGCCUACCGGGAUAAAUUUGCUCCAGGAACCUACUCUUGUAUUGUUAGAUUAUAUUUUAUUUCCUGCUUUUAUUUUUAAAUGUAUUAUGUUGUCUGUCGGUAUUUAAGAAAGAAAAAAAAACAGGCAGAACAAGAGCGGACUGCUUUUUUUGCUUGCUUUACUUGACUUUACACUUGGUAAUUAAGAAUCUGUCAAUCAGUCCCACCAAAUGUUUUUCGACAGGAGAGAGGCUGGAUUAUUGCUUGGACCCUGGAUUAAGAUGUGUAUUUUCAACGCAAAUGAUGACAUUGAGAGUGCAAAAAAAAAUGCCUCCUUGUAAUGUACAAAUCAUUAUUUCUUUUAAUGAAUGUUUCAAUCAUACAUUCUGGAUGCUGAAGUCAGAACAGGAAAACCAAGCUGUAUGCAAUGUCUGUAAAUAUGAAUUAUGGGUUUGUUCAUACUAAACUAUACACACACAGGACUGGAAACUAUUUGUAAACUAGCUUUGGUUUGUGUAAUAAAUUACUUUCUAUAACA